Molecule: messenger RNA, 1962 nt
Organism: Vigna unguiculata (cowpea)
Lineage: Eukaryota; Viridiplantae; Streptophyta; Magnoliopsida; Fabales; Fabaceae
Product: YTH family protein
Biological process (GO): mRNA splicing, via spliceosome; regulation of mRNA splicing, via spliceosome
Cellular component (GO): nucleoplasm
Molecular function (GO): N6-methyladenosine-containing RNA reader activity; mRNA binding
Source: RefSeq, a predicted model, not a curated record
AAAAAGAAAAGAAAGAAAGUGCCGGUAAAGAAAAGCAAGAAGUGCAGCAUGGUCAUUACAUAAGCGAUAAGGAUCCAAACUCAUAACACUGGCGCCUCGGACUUCACUCCUCUAUUUGGCAAAAUAGGAAACUCUGACCAAGGUUUCUCACUGAGGUGAACUUUGACUUAUAUCAGUAUUCUGUGUUCUUGAGGGAGAGAGAGAGAGAGCUAGAUUGUUCGGGCAGGUCAAUUCGGAUAUGUCUUCUGAUAGCGCAAAGGAAAAUGUGUCGGUAGUUGAUUCAUCGGUCACUGAAUGGAGGAAUGACAUUGGAAAUUCAGAUGAUCCAGAGAGCUCCUGUUACAAGUUUAAUGAAAACAAUAAUCCAAUUCGGACAGAUAUAGCGGAACACUCUUAUAGUCUGAUAGGGCAUCCAACAGGCAUUGGAGUGGAAAAGUGGAAUGAUAUUAAGUAUUUCAUCAUUAAGAGUUUGAACCGUCAAAAUAUUGAUUUGUCUAUAAAGAAAGGAAUUUGGGCUACUCAAAUUAUGAAUGAACGGAUUCUAGAAGAAGCUUUUCAUUAUAUGUUGCAGAACUCGGGCUGUGUAAUCCUUAUAUUUAGUGUCAACAUGAGUGGUUCCUUCCAAGGAUACGCACAAAUGAUGUCCUCCAUUGGAAAGGGUAGAGACAAUGUUUGGAGUGAGGGAAUUGGUAAAAGUAAUCCUUGGGGCCGCAGUUUUAAGGUCCAGUGGCUGCGUUUCAAUGAUUUGCCUUUCCACAAAACUCUACAUCUCAAGAAUCCGUUGAAUGACUAUAAGCCUGUCAAAAUUAGCAGAGACUGUCAGGAGUUAUCUCCAGACGUUGGCCUAGCUCUUUGUGAACUUCUUGAUGGUAAGAAUGAUACCAAUGACCUACUGACCAGCUCAUUAAGGGAUGAUUAUUCAUUUAAGGGCCGCUAUGUCAGUACUCCAAGUUCAAUGGGAAACGAAGACUAUAAAUUUAGUCCAUUUCAUAUGUCAUGGUCAAUGCCCCUGCCUUAUUCUUCCCCGUUUUACCAAAAUCAACCUGUAGUAAAUGAAUCUCGUUCAACAAAGCAGAGAGUCAGUGGGACAAUGCUUACUGAAACAUUGCCUAUCACUUCUUCUGUGUCGCCACAACUGUCAGGGAUUAAACGUGCUCAUUAUAGUGGACAUAUUCCAGAGCUACCCACAAAGAAUGACGUGUCUUCUCAAUUAGAUUUUUGGGGUGUGUCUCCAGGCUGCCCUUUAGCUGGCAGUACCCUAACUGAGGAUGAUUUUCUUGACAUGUCCUAUGAAGAAUACCUGGAGGAGGUCCAUAGCAGAGGCAGGAAACAGUUACGCACCAGUGUCAGUAUUUAUAUCAACAUCAUUUUGCUAUUUUCUUGUGUAUUUUUUUAUCUAGACAUGGUAUCCAUUAGUCACAGGAAACCAUAACCAAGACAUCAAAAUUCUCAGGCAACUAAACCAUGUUGGAAAUGAAUGUCAUUACUGUAAUCAAAUUCCAAAUCGUAAUAAGUAGUCAAUUCAGUGAUUCCACAGCUAGGAUGUAUUUUGCAGGAACAUAGAAGAAUGUGUUGAUAGAAAUAGGAGCAACCCUCGUUGGAGGAUUCAUCAGACAUCUUUUCCAUGGAUACAACAUCUCCUACAAUAUGCGAAUAUGGUAACUUUUUGGGCAAGGAGGCCCUUUUCCUGUUUUCGUAUAGCAAAGAUGACAUGGAAGUUACUUGUAAUUGUCUAAAAUUAGGACUUGAUAUUGAAGCUCGUAUUAAUGCGAUUCAAUUCCAAGGCGACUUUGAGGCUUGUUGGCAAAUUGUACAGAGCUUAGAUUAGAGUCAGAAUGACCAAAACGUACCUUGUGUAUAUAAUAUCCCUAUGCUAAACUGGCAUUUUAUCCCUCUUGAAAAUUGUCAGCAAAGAUGAUGGUGAUAUUGGAUUGAUUUUUAAACUGUCUACCAUUUUGUUAA